Triticum turgidum subsp. durum (durum wheat) is the source of this 1368-nucleotide messenger RNA. The record is from the annotation of a GenBank genome assembly. NCBI's taxonomy places the organism in Eukaryota, Viridiplantae, Streptophyta, Magnoliopsida, Poales, Poaceae.
AUGGGGAAGAGCAAGAAGAGCAAGGUCCGCGGCGCCGGAGGGGACGACCUUCUGGACAGCAGCGACGCCGACAGCGUGGGCUCGUCGUCCACCGCGCUCUCAGAUCUCUCCAUCUCGUACGGCACCGAGAACGUCAACUCGCACGAGUUUGUUCUCGACAAGUACAUCGACGCUCUCUACGAGAAGAGGGGGUCUACAAGAGAAGCAGCGUUGGCUUCAUUGGUUGAUGCUUUCGAAAGUUUUAUGCUUGAUGGUCUUGUUGAGAACAAAUAUGCCACUCUACUGAGUCUAUUCAAUACUUCAAUCAAGAAGGGAUCUACCAAGGAGGCUUGCCUGGCAUCUCGCGCCAUUGGGUUACUGUCUAUUACGCUUGGUGCUGGGAGUAGCUCACAUGAAACAAUGGUAGAAUCACAUCCACAGCUCUCUAAGGUCCUUCAAACCUGGUCGGAUGCUUCAAAGAUGAUCUCUGCUCUUGAUUGCUUGGCCAUCAUCACAUUUGUUGGUGCAACUGAUCUGGCUGAAACAGAGCUAUCUUUGAAAGCCAUGUGGGAUGUGAUUCAUCCAAAAUCAGGUUCAAAUGUCGGUACUGUCCGGAAACCAAAGCCACCUGUGUUAGCAGCUGCUCUAUCUGCAUGGACAUUUCUGCUAACAACUAUUGGUUCAUGGCGGAUAAACACUGAUAGCUGGAAGGAGCCAAUCGCGUAUCUCUCUACUCUUCUAGGAGCAGAGGAUCGUGCUGUUCGGAUGGCUGCUGGUGAAGCAUUAGCUUUGUGCUUUGAGUUGAAUCUACUUGAUGUCUCCCCUUCUGAAGACGCUGGUGAUGACACUGGAGUACCUGGUAGCUCUAAGGGCAAACUUUUCCUGGAUAUGCAAGCAUUGAAAGCCAAGAUAGCUGGUCUUGCCUCGAAUCUCUCUGCGGAGGCAGGGGGGAAAGGUGCAGACAAGAAAAAUCUUUCUGACCAAAGAGACCUGUUUCAACGGAUUUUGGAUUUUGUCAAGUAUGGUGAGUGCCCUGAAGAAUCACUGAAGAUUGCUGGAAAACGAGAUGUUCUAAGGGUUGCAUCAUGGUCUGAAUUGAUUCAGUUGAACUUCUUCAAACGUUUCCUUGGGAGAGGCUUCCUGAAGCAUGUGCAGGACAAUGGACUUCUUCAAGAUAUCUUCAGUAUCAAGGCUGACAAAGCUGAAACUCUGUCAUCGAAUGAUAAGAAAAUCUUUAGAUCCGGAGAAGAGAAAGGAAGAGCUCUGAAGCUGAACAAGGAUCGUCGUUUAGCACAGUGUACACAUUUUUUAUAUCUAUCUUUGGAAGUUGAAAAUCAUACGUUUGUGCAUUUUCUUGACUUGAAAAUCAUCUGUAUGUUUGGAACAUGA